CCCGCAUCCACACUCACGCCUCUCUCACGACCGAUCACGAACGGGCGACGCCUUGUGCCGUCAGCCAUGCCCACGAUGCUGCACGUCAUGACUCUCCUGCCGCUGCUGUUCCUGGCGCUGCUGCCCUGCAUCCACGGCGCCGCGCUCACGACUGUGCUUGCGCCGCAAGAGCGCUCCUGCUUCUACGCCUGGGUCGACAAGGCCGGCGAGAAGGUCGGCUUCUACUUUGCCGUGCAGAGCGGCGGUAGCUUCGACAUUGACUACCACAUCGCCAGCCCGAGCGACAAGGUCGUGCUUGAGGGACAGAAGGAGCGGCAGCUCGACGUCGUCUUCACGGGCAACGAGGUCGGCGAGUAUGCCUUCUGCUUCGAGAACGACAUGAGCAACUUCAACGAGAAGAUGAUCGACUUUGACAUCACCGUCGAGUCCGAGCCGCGCCUCGACGCGCCACUUUCGGGCGCGGCGCUCCUGACCGAGCACUCUGCGCCGCUGGAGGACAGCAUCCAGAAGCUCGACGGGCAGCUCACGCAGGUGCAGCGCACGCAGCGCUACUUCCGCGUUUGGGAGAACCGUGGAUUCAGUACCGUUCGGAGCACUCAAUCAAAGCUGCUGUGGUACAGCAUCAUCGAGUCGCUGGUGGUCAUCGGCCUCUCACUCGGCCAGGUGCAUCUCGUGCGCCGCAUGUUCGAGAAGGGCAGCACGCGGCGCUACCGCGUGUAGAACACUGGUGCGGAGGAAUAGACGAGUCUGCUUUA
Molecule: messenger RNA, 755 nt
Organism: Tilletiopsis washingtonensis
Lineage: Eukaryota; Fungi; Basidiomycota; Exobasidiomycetes; Entylomatales
Exons: 3
Coding region: 67-720 (217 amino acids)
Biological process (GO): intracellular protein transport; protein retention in ER lumen; Golgi organization
Cellular component (GO): Golgi apparatus; endoplasmic reticulum-Golgi intermediate compartment; endoplasmic reticulum
Source: RefSeq, a predicted model, not a curated record